UUAAUCUCCUCUAAUUAAUUUAUUUCUCGCCUCCUUUUUAACUUAUUUUGCUCAUCCCUUUCUUGCAUAUCAAAAACACUUGCGAACUCGAAUUUUUAGUUGCAAUAAUAAUAAUAAUAAUCUAGUAUAUAUACGGCAAUAAAUUCUUUCUCCAUUUUCCCCCAACUCGUUGGUUGCUCGAUCGCGCGGCGGCGGAAUUUCGGGGGCGGAUUUGGGGGCGCCAGGGCAUGGAGCGGCGCGGGUUACUGAGGACGGCUCUUUUGGUGUGCUUGAUUCUGGUUUGCUCCGGGAGAGAAUUUACGAUUCAAGGUCAUCCCCCAAGUGCCAUAUAUAACCCGAAGCUUGCCAAGACACUUGUGGAAUAUGCUUCUGCUAUCUAUACUGCUGAUUUGACGCAAUUGUUUACUUGGACAUGCAAUAGAUGCGGUGACCUGAUUGAGGGGUUUGAAAUGAUGGAGAUCGUUGUAGAUGUGGAGAACUGCUUGCAGGCAUAUGUUGGUUUUGCUAGUGAUAUCAAUGCUGUCAUUGUUGUAUUUAGAGGAACUCAAGAGAACAGCAUUCAGAACUGGAUAGAGGACUUGCUAUGGAAACAACUUGAUCUUGACUACCCUGGCAUGCCUGAAGCAAUGGUACAUCGAGGGUUUUAUUCUGCUUAUCAUAACACAACAAUACGUGAUGGAGUUGUCAAUGGUAUUCAGAAGACUCGAAAAUUGUUUGGGGAUGUUCCAAUCAUGGUAACAGGGCAUUCAAUGGGUGGAGCUAUGGCUUCAUUUUGUGCGCUUGAUCUUGUUGUGAACUAUGGGCUAGAUGGUGUGCAGCUAAUGACGUUCGGGCAGCCUCGUAUUGGCAAUGCUGCUUUUGCUUCCUUUUUCAAGAAAUACUUGCCCCACGCAAUUCGAGUUACUCAUGGUCAUGAUAUCGUGCCUCAUUUGCCACCAUACUUCUCGUUCUUCCCACAGAAGACCUACCAUCAUUUCCCAAGAGAGGUAUGGGUUCAUAACGUCGGACUAGAAAGCCUAGUGUACUCAGUAGAGCAGAUAUGUGAUGAUUCCGGCGAAGACCCAUCAUGCUGCAGGUCUGUGAGUGGGAACAGCGUGCAAGACCACAUAUACUACCUCGGCGUCAGCAUGCACGCGGAAGCAUGGAGCUCCUGCAGGAUCGUCAUGGACUACAGCAGGCUGCGUUACCAGAUGGACAUCAAUGGCAACAUCGUCUUGUCAAAGCAUCCUGGUCUGUCAGGUGACCUAGAACACAGUGACCAAUGAUCAAAAUGGAACAUAUAUGUAAUGGUAGCAUAGUUGUUCCGUUGUAUAGCACUACACGUGUAUGUGUGUGUUCCUUUCUGAUGCUCAUCAGUGUUAGAAAUUGUCCAUGCAUCAGAAGAGGAUUGGGAGAUGCUUGCUGUAAAUGUGGUUUGGUAAUAUAAAGCAUUGUUCAGUUCACAAGGAGUACAUGUCAAGCACCUGGUAAA
Messenger RNA from Oryza brachyantha (malo sina), 1471 nucleotides. Its product is annotated as lipase-like. Gene Ontology annotation, biological process: lipid metabolic process. Bases 228 to 1265 code for a protein of 345 amino acids. The record is from RefSeq and is a predicted model, not a curated record. NCBI's taxonomy places the organism in Eukaryota, Viridiplantae, Streptophyta, Magnoliopsida, Poales, Poaceae. The transcript has 11 exons.